Molecule: messenger RNA, 1244 nt
Organism: Acaromyces ingoldii
Lineage: Eukaryota; Fungi; Basidiomycota; Exobasidiomycetes; Exobasidiales; Cryptobasidiaceae
Product: putative gibberellin 3-beta hydroxylase
Exons: 4
Coding region: 1-1206 (401 amino acids)
Molecular function (GO): dioxygenase activity
Source: RefSeq, a predicted model, not a curated record
AUGGUUCGCACUCCUGAUUUCGCCCCUCCGGCUGCCGACUUGCCAGGCAAGCCCCCCGUGGCUCCAUGGAUUCCGCCUCGCCCCACCAGGGAGACGCACAACUUCGCUAAGCUCAAAUCCAUCGAUCUGUCCCUCAUGGACUCAGAUGAUCCAGCAGUAGUCGACGAACUCAUCAACAAGGUCAAGAUUGCCAUUCGCGACGACGGCUUUCUCUUUCUGGAGAAUUACGGCGUUUCCCUCGAACAGCUGCAUCGCCAAUUUUCGAUCGCGCAGUACUUGUACAAUAACAUCAGCGAGGAAGACAAGAGCCGCCUGCUCUUUGAUCCUGACACAGGCCGGUGGUCGGGCUAUAAGCACCCAUACGGCUUCAAGCGCCAUCUCGGCUUCCCAGACGGCAUUGAACAAUUCAACUGGUACCGGGAUGACUGGGAGGAUAUCAACCGUACGCCAAAGUGUCUUCAUCCCUUCAUGGACGAGAUCGAGGCCUUCUGCAACUACCUCACCCAGUCCGUCAAUCGCCGAUUGCUCGCCCUCUUUUCCCGUGUCCUGGAGCUUCCGGACGAUUACCUGUGGGACAAUGUCCAGUCUCACGGUGGUCCCACUGGCGAGGGGUACUUCCGACAUGCCCUCUUUCGACCGGUAGAAAAGAAGACCGAGGAGGCAUCCAAGGGCCUCCGCAUGCACGGCCACACCGACUUUGGUUUGACAACGCUGCUGUUCUCCGUUCCAAUUUCUUGUCUGCAGAUCUGGGGACGAGACGAGGAGUGGCAUUACGUCCCUUACAAGCCUGGCGCACUGGUGAUCAACAUCGGAGAAACGCUGGAGAUUGUGUCGGGCGGUCACUUCAAGGCAACUCGCCAUCGCGUCUACAAACCUCCCGCGGACCAGCUUCAUGAGGAGCGUCUCUCCCUCGUUCUUUUCAACAGCUCAGUUGGUGAACUGCGUAUGACUCCUGCUGCUUCUUCGCCCCUCAUCCAGCGCGAAGGCUGCAUCGAAGAGCAAGGUGUUUACAAGGAGUUCAAGAGCCGAAUGGUCAAGGGCAUGCCCGUUCCUACCAAUCGGCAGUGGCGUGAAAUCCACAUUGCCCAAGCCACGGACCCGACCGACACCGUGCGCAACCGAAUCGGAGCAGACCAGGUCCUCAUCAAUGGCAAGGUCAUGCAGCACCGCGAAUACAUGGGCGUCAAGGUCCUGCUCCCUGUGUGAUGCCUUCCUUGUCUUCUUUCCAUAAUACGUUUCUCAAU